UACGGGCACUACAUCGACGGCGCCGAGGUAGUCGGAGGCCACGAGAUGCUCGAAGUGCGCUCUCCGUUCGACCAGUCGCUGGUCACCACCGUCGCGGCCGCAAAGGCCGCAGACGUGGAUGUGGCGGUUGCGGCGGCGGCGGCGGCGUUCGCCGACGGCCGAUGGUCGGGCCUGCAGCCCCGCCAGCGAGCUCGCGUGCUGCUCAAGACGGCACAGCUGCUGACCGACGAGAUUGGCUGGCUCGCCGAGGCGGAGAGCCGGCAGACAGGGCGGUGUGUGCGUGAGAUGCGCGCGCAGCUGGCGCGACUGCCAGAGUGGCUCGAGCACUUUGCGGCGCUGGCGCAAGGUAUGGAAGGGCAGGUGCCGCCCUUCUCCGACGCGAAGCACCUCAACUAUGUUCGCCGCGUGCCGCUCGGCGUGUGCGCGCUGAUCACGCCGUGGAACCACCCGCUGCUGAUCGCGCUCAAGAAGAUUGCGCCGGCGCUCGCCGCGGGCAACACGGUGGUGGUGAAGCCCUCCGAGCUGGCGCCCGUCGCCGUCCUCGAGCUCGCCCGCAUCUUCACCGCCGCCGGCCUGCCGGCGGGCGUCCUCAAUGUCGUGUGCGGCCUCGGCGCCGUGGCGGGCAAGGCGCUCGCUGAGCACGCGACGGUGGCCAAGCUCGACCUGACGGGUGGCACCGAGACGGGCAUGCUGGCGGCGGCGGCGGCUUCGCGCAACCUGGCGCGUGUGUGCAUGGAGCUCGGCGGCAAUGCGCCUGUCCUCGUCUUUGCCGACGCCGACCUCGAGCAAGCCGUCAACGGCGCGGCUUUCGGCGCCUUCGUCGCGAGCGGGCAGACGUGCAUCUCCGCGAAGCGCGUGCUCGUGCAGGAGGCGCUGCUGCCCGCCUUCCGCGAGAGGCUCGUCGCCAAGGCGAAGGGUAUCGUGCUCGGCGACCCGAUGGCGGCCGGCACCCAGAUGGGCCCGCUCGUCUCGGAGCUUCAGAUGCGGCGCGUGUUGUCCCUGGUCGAGACCGCGGCGCCGCAGGGCGCGACGCUCCUGUGCGGCGGCGUGCGGUCGAGCGCGGCGGGGUGCGAGGCGGGCUGGUUCGUCGAGCCGACCGUGAUUGGCGACGUGCAGCCGCACUUCAGUUGCUUCCAGGAGGAGAUCUUCGGGCCGUGCGUCACGCUGGUCGGUUUUGCAGACGAGGCGCACGCUCUAGCCCUCGCCAACGACUCGCGCUUCGGGCUCGGCGCUGCGGUCUGGACGCGCGACGUCGCUCGUGCGCACCGCGUCGCACAGGGCGUGCGCGCGGGCAUCGUGUGGGUCAACGCGCACCACCGCAACGACCCGAGCUCACCGUGGGGCGGGUUCGGCCACUCGGGCGUCGGACGCGAGAACGGGUGGGAGGCGCUGCACGAGUACACCGAGACGCAGUCCGUCGUCGUCUGCCUCGACGACACACCCUUUGACUGGUUUGGCGGCGCCGAGCGGUACAACUGAGCGCGGGCACCAUCUCUUCAGGGGUCCGCGUUACUUUUCUCUUCUUGGUCUGGGUCUGGGACUCUGGUCUCAUGUACACUGAGAUAGCGCCGGUAGCCCUCUGGUACAGCGCUAGUACGUACUGAUGGCGCGUGCGUGUUGCGUCCGGCCGCGUGUGCCCCCCCACACAGGCGACGCAGGGCCACAACAUUCCGCUGCGAGGGAGCUUCGCUCGUUUGUUGUUGAAUUUUCUUGACAGCGUAUGAGCGACAGUUUUGGACCAUUAAGAGUUGCACUUGAGUUGC
Molecule: messenger RNA, 1763 nt
Organism: Emiliania huxleyi CCMP1516
Lineage: Eukaryota; Haptophyta; Isochrysidales; Noelaerhabdaceae
Gene: ALDH4
Product: putative aldehyde dehydrogenase
Exons: 5
Coding region: 46-1479 (477 amino acids)
Molecular function (GO): aldehyde dehydrogenase (NAD+) activity
Source: RefSeq, a predicted model, not a curated record